AUGAUGCUGAGCCCGGGAAACUACGUGGACAACAACGGACGGUGCUAUCACCCCUACAUCAGCGAAUGGGGUUCGGAUCCCCAGAAUACGAACCUGGCUACCUUCCUGAGGGUGCUGUCAGACAUUUUCAGUAAGGAACCUCCUGUUUACAGUCGUCCUACACCUGAAUACGGACCUCCACCUACCUAUCCCUCUCAGAACGACCAGCAACAGACACACCAGAUGCAGCGUCCUCCGCCUUUGGCCCCACAAUCGGGUAUGCCAAUCCAGCCUGUUCAAACUGGCCAGCAUGCUGUGCCACCUGUGACCAACCACACAGGUCAACAUAUUCAGCAACAGCCCAUGCGUACGGGUCCUGUAGAUCUGGGUGGCUCUUCGACUCAUGCUUCCGAAGCAGUGCCUCCCCUUCCGCCCAAGCCACCGCAGCAAUGGAACCAGGGCGCCGUACCUCAGCCACCGGCCCAGUAUGCUCAGUAUGCUCAGCAUGCUCAGCACCCUCUCCAGGCCAGCCACCACCCUCAGGCACGCGGCGGUCCUCUUUCUCAGCAGUUCACUCCUCACCACAGAUCCCGUGCUUCCCGCACAGAUAUCAUGGACAUGGACACCGCAAAGUCUUCUGACGAACCGGCUCCACCUAAACCCCCUAACCCUGAGCGAAUGAAGGCCUUAGAUGACCUACACUCUCAGCUGAAGAAAGAAGCGGAUGCCAUCCAGGCAAACGUGCAAGCAGAUGAUGCCCAGAUUGAAGGUCUCUGGAUGAAACUCAGCUCUCUGGAAGCAGGCGUGUCUUCGGAAGUACUGCUGCUCAGACAACUGGAAGCGCAGGCAGACAAAAACAACAAGAUCCUGUCAGACAAAAUGGACCAGGCUCGUCGAGUCAUUACACAGGCCAGAGCCUGCGAGAUCCCAGAUAUCGACUCGGCUGUUUGUGCAGAGAAUGUGGUCUUCAACCAACUGUACGAUCUGACUGCCCAGGAACAAGCCAUUGACGACACUAUUUAUGCUCUCAGUCUUGCUCUUGACCGAGAAAAGAUCACCGUUGAGCCGUUCAUGAAGCAUGUUAGAAACCUGGCCCGCGAGAAGUUCAUCAAGGUUGCCACGAUUGAUAAAAUCGCCGUUGGCGCUGGCCUCAAGUAG
Yarrowia lipolytica CLIB122 is the source of this 1137-nucleotide messenger RNA. RefSeq lists its product as uncharacterized. Gene Ontology annotation, molecular function: ubiquitin binding. Gene Ontology annotation, biological process: endosome to lysosome transport; protein modification process; protein transport. Lineage: Eukaryota; Fungi; Ascomycota; Dipodascomycetes; Dipodascales. Gene Ontology annotation, cellular component: ESCRT I complex. The record is from RefSeq and is a predicted model, not a curated record.